Messenger RNA from Daucus carota subsp. sativus, 1064 nucleotides. RefSeq lists its product as uncharacterized. Gene Ontology annotation, molecular function: translation release factor activity. NCBI's taxonomy places the organism in Eukaryota, Viridiplantae, Streptophyta, Magnoliopsida, Apiales, Apiaceae. The record is from RefSeq and is a predicted model, not a curated record. The coding region runs from base 113 to 817 and encodes 234 amino acids. The transcript is spliced from 7 exons. Gene Ontology annotation, biological process: translational termination.
ACAAACGCCACGUGGCACAUUAUCAACCCCUUUCCUCGUGAGACACAGAGAUCGUAUGUAAAACUUGCCCCAAAUUUGAAAAACUAGGGUUCCGACAUAACUCAAAACAGAAAUGGCGGCAAUUAGAGCAACAAGCAGCAUAAUCAUGAGAGAUGUCUUCUCAUAUUCAUCUCAAUCUUCCUUAAAGUCUCUGCCCAUGUUCCGUACAAUGAUGUUCCCCGAAUUUAGUAUUGCCCUCUGCCGUGUGCCACGUGUCAGGACUAUCAGUCACACACCAGUUAUUCGGUGCGCCGCCGGAGAAGAUGGCCGGAAAAAGACGUCGUCGAGACUGUCUCAGGUUCAGCAAAUCUUGCACGAAGCCCAAGAGAGAGCUAAGUCUGCUGGCAAUGACCCUAUCCCUAAAAUCACUCUUGAUCAUGUCACCGUGAGCUUUGCCAGAAGUGGCGGCCCUGGAGGUCAAAAUGUCAAUAAAGUGAACACCAAGGUGGACAUGCGGUUUAAUGUCAAAGAUGCACAUUGGUUAAGUGACAGAGUGAAGGAGCGGAUUAUGCAAGUGGAAAAGAAUCGGAUCAAUAAAGACGGAGAAAUUGUAAUUUCUUCAACAAAGACUAGAACACAGAAGGGUAAUAUUGAAGAUGCGCUGGGGAAACUUCAGGCAAUUAUAGAUGCUGCUUCUUAUGUCCCACCACCACCUUCUGAAGAGCAGAUAAAGAAAAUAGCCAAAAUAGCUGCCAUUGGGGAUAAGAAAAGGCUGCAGAGCAAGAAGAUUCUUUCCGAUAAGAAAGCUUUUCGAAGGAGUCGAGACAGUUAUGACUAAGCUCUUUCUAUCUGUAAACUUUUUUGUGCUGCAAUUUUCUAUGAAAAAGGUCAAUGAAUAUUUAAGAUCAGACCACCAACUAGCAACUUGAAUUUCUUAAAAAUUAGCUGAAAUUCUCAGGGGAUGUAUACCAAAGUUUUUGAUACAUUAGAAGGGCCCAAAUUAUGCUAGACAUCAAGACUACGAAAAUGUUGUAUAUAAAAUGCAGUUAUGCUAACACUUAUAAUGAAAAUGACUUUCUGCUUUA